Messenger RNA from [Candida] anglica, 2580 nucleotides. The record is from the annotation of a GenBank genome assembly. Lineage: Eukaryota; Fungi; Ascomycota; Pichiomycetes; Serinales; Debaryomycetaceae.
GAACUUUCUUAAAUUUUUUUUUUGAUUUGAACCUAGAUCUAAAACUACAUCAACGAUGGCUGUUCUGACAACUUCAGUUGCAGGUAUUGUCGCUGGUAGAAACCCAUUAGAGUACUCGGCUUCAUCACCGUAUACCAUUUUUCUUUUCCAAGCAGUCUUUAUCAUUUUAUUAUGCCAACUUGUGAACUACCCACUCAAGAGAUUACAACAACCUCGUGUCAUUGCAGAGGUUGUCUCUGGUAUUCUCCUUGGACCAACAGUCAUGGGUCGUAUUCCUAACUUUUCCAACACGUGUUUUCCCAAGGCUUCUCUCCCGGGCUUAUCUUUGAUGGCCAAUGUUGGGAUCAUUUUAUUCUUAUUCAUUAUUGGAUUGGAAGUCGAUAUCACAUUUAUCAAGAAGAACUUGCGUGCAUCUCUCACGGUUGGGAUGAUUAAUAUGGCUAUCCCAUUCGGUUUAGGAUGUGCCAUUGCCAAGGGUAUCUACGACGAGUACCAUUUGAGUGAUGAUACCCUCCCAGACAUUAAGUUCACCACAUACAUGGUUUUCAUUGCCGUGGCCUUGUGUAUCACUGCCUUCCCAGUCCUUGCCAGAAUUUUGACUGAAUUAAAUCUCAUUGGUGACCGUGUGGGUACCAUUGUUCUUGCCGCUGGGAUCACCAACGAUUUAGUUGGUUGGAUUCUUUUAGCCCUUGUGGUGACUCUUGCAAAUGCUUCAAAUGGAUUAAACACUUUGUAUAUCUUACUUGUUGCCGCUGGGUGGUUCUUAUUCUUGUGUUACCCUGUAAGAUUAUCAAUGAGAUUCCUCCUCAAGAAGUUUACUUCGGAUUUACAAACCGGUGAACCUUCUCAAGUUCUGAUGUUACUGAUCAUUGUUUUGGUAUUUAUUUCAGCUUUCUUCACUGAUAUUAUCGGUGUCCAUCCUAUUUUUGGUGCCUUUAUGGUUGGGGUUAUUGUUCCUAGGGAUAAUGGUUAUGUCAUCAAAAUCACAGAAAAAUUGGAAGAUUUGGUUAAUGUUGUCUUAAUUCCUCUUUAUUUUGCCAAUGCAGGGUUAAGUACCAAUUUGGGUUUACUUAACCGUGGUAUCGAUUGGGGUUAUACCAUUGGAAUCAUUCUUUUGGCUAUGGUUGGUAAGAUUGUAGGAGGGUUCUUUGCCCUGAGACUUAACAAAUUACUCUGGAGAGAAUCAUUGGCCGUCGGUGUUUUGAUGUCUUGUAAAGGUAUUGUUGAAAUUGUCGUUCUUUCAGUUGGUUUAAACGCUGGAAUUAUUUCUCAAAAAGUAUAUUCUAUGUUCAUUGUUAUGGCCUUGAUUACUACUUUUGCCACCACCCCAUUGGCUCUCUUGGUAUAUCCUGUUGAAUACAGAGAAAAGAGAGAUAAGUUUAUUAAUGGAGAAAUUAAUUGGGAUGGUACUCCAAUUGCAAAGUCGAAGAAUGCUGCUAGUCAAAGUAUAGACAGCUCUCUGCAUUCAUUGGAAACUACAUCUCUUAACUCUAUGAGCAUUGAAACUAUUAGUAAAUUUCAAGUUUCUAAACUUGUGGUUUUAGUUAAGAGCUUGAAUACUAUUUCUAAUCUCAUGCACUUUGUCCAUGAUUUCGCCUCAAUGUCCAAAACUGAAAAUGAUAACAAUUAUAAGGUUGAUGUCAAAGCCCUUCAUUUGAGGGAAUUUACAUCGCGUACUUCUCAUUUGUUGGAAGUUUCCGCUCAGAAAAGUGAAGAUCCUUUAACUGAUGAGUCAAAUUCAUCAUCAAUCUUAUCAAUUUUAAGGAUUUUCACAGAAAUGUUGAAUGUCCACUUUACAUCUCUGUCCAUUUUAUCUCCAAAUAAAAACCAUGUUUUCAGCAUCAAUGAACAAAUCUUGGAAUCAUCUAGUUUGUUGAUUGGUAGUCACUCAAUUAAGCUGGCCUUACCUGAAGAUGAAUUGAAUAACUUUUUUGUUGAAAAUAAUGUCAACUCUGAGGAAUCAUCAGAUUUCUCUUUGUACAAAAAAUUAUUCCAUUCUUGUAAAUGCCAUUUUGGUUUACUUCUUUCUAAUGAAGGAGUGACCUCUGAAAAUGAGAAGAGUUAUCUGGAUGAAGCAGAUGCUUCUACAUUGCACAAGCAUGAUUCAAGUGGUCAAUUGUUCGGCAGGAAGGCUAUUAACUUGGUAUUGAAUCACGAUAGUGUCUUGAGUGCUAGUGACUUACUUGCAUUGCACGUUACUUUUAAGUUAGGUUUCAACUCUGCACAGGUAAAUAUCUUUGUUCAAUCUUCGAUAACAACUGCUCCUAGAGGGUUCGACCAACAGAUCGAAAAAUUAAUUCAUUACAACUCAGGUAUUGAUCUUGUCAUCCAUCACAUCAAGGAAUCGGUAAAUUUCACUGAUGAAAUUGUGAAAUACAGACCCCAAAUUUCCCUGGAAUUGCUUAUUGUUGCAAACAAUAUUGGUAGGGAAGAGUCAACUCUUUUUGACAAAAAUGUCACUCAAAUUGUUGACAUGUCUGUAUUGGAAGGUGUUGAUGUUCUUAUCGUCAAGGCUUUCCAAUCCAACUAAGUACGAAGAUUUAAUAGUAUUGAAUAUAAAAGAGUUCUCAGAAUUCAAAC